This is a messenger RNA of Drosophila ficusphila, 784 nucleotides long. RefSeq lists its product as uncharacterized. The transcript is spliced from 2 exons. Lineage: Eukaryota; Metazoa; Arthropoda; Insecta; Diptera; Drosophilidae. The coding region runs from base 138 to 680 and encodes 180 amino acids. The record is from RefSeq and is a predicted model, not a curated record.
GUAGUAGUAUUUUUCAUAGUGCAAUACAAUUUUUGUGUAGUUUUGUAACUUUUAUUUUUUCCAAAUUUUAGUGUUCUUUUUUCUGAAUUAUAGUGUUUUACUUUUAUACCCACCUUUCAUUCUUGUAGUCCUGAGAUAUGACCAGUUUGAUCCCCAUUUUGCUGGCUUGCUUCGUGCACUUGAUGCUGCACACCACGCUCUUCAUCCAUUUGGAACCAAAUACCUUCGAGGACACUCCUAUUUUCGGAAGUCAGAUAUUCUAUUUGUCGGUGAUGGACCUGCUGUGCUCCUGUGAGGUGAUUCCCGAACACUGGAAAAGCAUUCCUCGGUGGGGAAAGUUCAUCCUGGAGACCAUUGUCGUGUUCUUUAUUGGCGAAAUUUCCAUGGUGGGUGUGUGGCUCUCCAUGGAGCUGCUUCUCGUCGAGCUGAUCAUCCAGUUUCUCUAUUGGACGGGACUGGUCAGCACCUUUAGUCGUAGAUCGCAAAUGUUAAUCAUUGAGAUCAGCACAGUUCUUCUCGGCAUUAUCUUCUCGGUGAUUGUGGCUGUGAUCACAAAUCGACCCGCUCAACUCAAAAAAAUAGGACGCGACCUCUGGGGAAUUACCAAUAAAUAUAGAAGGGAAAGCUUGCCAGCAAAGAAAAAAGUAUCAGGAAUCGAUUCGUCUGAAUCAAAGAUAUGACAAUAGGAAAAGGUAUUUUGGGAGACCGCAAAAGCUUUUGUAUAAUUCUUAAUAGCAUUAUGUUUCUAAAUCUUUUGUAGUCAAUAAAUUUUCUGUGACUUUUA